Molecule: messenger RNA, 1174 nt
Organism: Ruditapes philippinarum (Manila clam)
Lineage: Eukaryota; Metazoa; Mollusca; Bivalvia; Venerida; Veneridae
Product: integrin beta-like protein A
Exons: 7
Coding region: 60-1166 (368 amino acids)
Source: RefSeq, a predicted model, not a curated record
AGUUUGAUAUAAAAGGAAUACAAGUUUUCUUUAAAACAUUUUACUUGUUAACUUUCGUCAUGGACAGAUCUAUGAAACAUCCGUUUUUUCUUGCAAUUUUUUUAAUUGUUACAUGCCAAGCUGAUCAUUUCCGUGGAGGUACAAUUAGUUGGAAACCAACCGGAAACGGUCGAGAAGUCGAGUUCACGUAUAAACUUGGAUGGAGAUUCGGUCGCGGUGCCGGCUGUACUACUUCGCUAGUUGGUUCUUAUGUUGAUAGAAUUCCUUUCCCCUGGAUCUGUACCUCCGGAUGUGGAUUUGGAUCAGUUACAUUGUCGUCAAAGGGAUAUACGUGUAUAGCCGCGAGUAGCGCACAGGACUGGGAACUAGGGGAAUACUCAUUUAAACAUACGUUUAGUUCAGACGAAAAAUUCACCGUAAGCUUUUCAGAUUGUUGCUGGAUAGAUUUGGAUUACGGGACAGGUUCAUCUGGCAUCAGCGUUCCAACCACAAUAGAUUUACGCACACGAUCUGACUUGAAAGCCCCAAACACUAGCCCUGUCGCCGCGUCAAAACCUUUAUACACGAUUAAACAUGGGUGCACACAGACAAUAAAGAUACCGGUGUUAGACAGAGAUGGAGACAAUGUUAGAUGUAGAUGGGCUGUAGGAAAUGAGUGCAGCGGUGCCUGUUCAAGAAUUCCAAAUACAGUCUUAGACGGGAACAAAUGUACACUGACCAUCAGAGCUAUAGGAAACAAGGGUGAUAUGUAUGCCGUCGCUGUGAUGGUAGAAGACAUGCCCAGAAAUACAAUAACUUUAGGUGGUGAAUCCUUUACAACUAAAGAUGUUUUGUCAAGUGUUCCAGUUCAAUUCCUGGUCAACACACCUGAUAUUCAGUCUCGAUCAUGUUUGGACAAACCUGUUUUUGUAUACCCUACACCCGUGGAAGGUGAAGUCAUUGUUGUAAAACAAGGGAAAUCACUCUUCCUCAGUAUUUAUGCUACAUCUAAAGGGUCCAGCAUUAAGGAAUUUCAGUCAUUCGGACCUCCUGGAUUGCAAAAAUCAUCAAUACGCCAAUUAACCCAUUCACCCCAAGUGUAUUCAGUUGAUUUGACCUGGGCACCAACACCUGCUGAUAAAGGUUCACAUUCACUAUGCAUAGAGGCUACGGACACCUAUGAGUAAGACAAAUA